AUGCCUGCCCUACGACCACGACUUCGUCGGAUAGCAAGAAACGAAUGGAACCUGCCCGGUCCUGUUACUCGUGGAAGGGGGAGAAGGGGAAGGGGGAAGGGGAGGGGAGGGGGAGGGGGAGGGACCAAUACCCAAGAUCCAUCGCCAGCCACCAUUUCGUGGCAUAAUGUCCCUAUGCGGACCAACAAGCUUGUUGAUUACCUUGUCGAGCAUCCACCAGAUUGUGCCAUUUUGUUUGCGACCGAGACUAGUAAGAAGUCCAACAACUAUCAAGCUGACCUGGGCCACGCAUCAGGCAAGGACAAGGGGGAGAUCUAUAGUGUUAUCGCAAACCAUGUCUUUCACAAUGAUGCUACAUACGAGAGCUGGUAUGCCACCAACCCUAUCAAGUUCCUCUACGGAGCAAAUUCCGUGAUAUUCGCUGCCAAAUUUGAGUCUACAGGCGCAGGUAUCGUGCCGAUUGACUCGGAGACGUCUGAUAACUUACAUCGUAAAAUUGAGAAAGAUUUUCCGUGGUACAACGACCUCUACAGGAUAUGGGGAUCCAACCCCUCAUUUUCUGCCAAAAUGAGCUCAUCGAAACCAGGUGCCAACCACGCCGGUGACCUAUUCGCGCUAACCCUGUCCUGCAGGAGGCAGUUCUGGUUCACCGCAGUUCACAAACUAUCCCCGCCCUCCUCCAAGUAUUGGAGGGAGCUCAACCGACUCCCCAGUGCAAACGGCCUAUGCAUCUCUUCCCCAGAGUGCUCCACCUACUGGUCCUGCCGGCUCCCCCCUCCAACUCAACCACCUUCUCCCUCAAUACGCUCAGGGAGCCAGCGGCGCUGGCGCGCUGGCUCCUCCCCGCAAUGGAGCUUUUCCCAAGCAACCGUCCAGGCAGCACCGCUAGCUCCCCCCCUCCACCUCACCUGUAUGCCCCUUCCUCCCACAUUUAGCCGUGAGGAUUAUUCUCUGGCCCCUCCGGAAUUCAACGACUACGAGCCACCUUCUGAUGAUGGCCCGCUUGCUGAUGGUAUGGAGGACCUUCAUAUGGACGACAUGGACGACAUCUGUCAUGACGAGAACAUGUAUAAUUUGGACAGCCCGCCCAAAUCGAAAAAGGCGCGCGGAAAGAAGCGACAGUUGCCUUUGUCUCCCACUCCGUCGCCUCCCCAGUCUGUUGCACCCCUUCCCCGCACCUCCAACCAUGACAGUCGCAGCUCAUUCAAAUCGCACGCCAACCAAGUCAUCAUGCACGAGAGUGCCUCUUCUGUGACCUCUUCGUCGAGGGCUUCGUCGGGACGGUCCAAUCCGUCCUCCCCUCAGCAGGUGUCUCCGACUUCCCAAACCUCGUUCUCUGAGAGAGCGAGCAGUAGGGAGUCGGUGAAAAAGUGCAUCUUCGAACAGAGGUCCAGGAACAGGUCGAGAUGCUCAACAACGACUUGGAGAGCAUGCACUCCGAGAAGCUUGCCUUGUACCAACUCAAGAACGAGCUGGCUGAUGGUCAAGCUCAACGCAAAUCGGCAGGACAAGGAGCACCAUCUCCUACGCGAGGAGCGCGCCCACGAGCGCAUGCGGACGCUGCGCUCAUUCAUCAACGGUUGCAGGAGAACAAGGCGCAGGAGAUUCGUUUGCGGGAAGCGGAUGCGAAGGUUCUCGAGUUAG
Suillus subalutaceus is the source of this 1644-nucleotide messenger RNA. RefSeq lists its product as uncharacterized. The transcript is spliced from 5 exons. Bases 1 to 1644 code for a protein of 547 amino acids. NCBI's taxonomy places the organism in Eukaryota, Fungi, Basidiomycota, Agaricomycetes, Boletales, Suillaceae. The record is from RefSeq and is a predicted model, not a curated record.